This is a messenger RNA of Zingiber officinale, 529 nucleotides long. Its product is annotated as HVA22-like protein k. The record is from RefSeq and is a predicted model, not a curated record. NCBI's taxonomy places the organism in Eukaryota, Viridiplantae, Streptophyta, Magnoliopsida, Zingiberales, Zingiberaceae. Bases 1 to 528 code for a protein of 175 amino acids. The transcript is spliced from 8 exons.
AUGAGCUGCACAAUAGGGAUUGGCUUGCCAUUGUACUCUACUUUCAAGGCAAUAGAGAAUAAGAACCAGAAUGAACGAGAAAAAUGGCUUUUGUAUUGGGCAGUGUAUGGAUCUUUUAGCCUUGUUGAAGUUGUCUCUGACCAGGUUUUUAACUGGUGUCCAUUCUACUACCAAAUUAAGUUUGCCUGCCUUGUUUGGCUCCAGUUUCCAUCGGGUCAUGGUUCAAAAUAUUUGUAUGCAAGAUACCUUCGACCAUUCUUACAGAAACGUCAAGAGACACUUGAUCACCUACUGAAUUCCUUGUCCCAUGAAAUUGAGAAGUUCAUUAGCAACCAUCAACAAGAAAUUCAAUUCACAAAGGCUAUGGCUGUGAGAUGCGCAAUCACAGCAAACAAGGUUUUGAACGAUAUCAUCAGUCCAGCGCACAUCCACGAACCAGGCACUGCUGAGUCUCGAAAUGCACAAACGGGUCUGCAAAGUCAAGAUUUAGUCCCCAACUCCGAUUCUGAAUUGGAGGCCGAAAACUGAA